Fragaria vesca subsp. vesca is the source of this 1554-nucleotide messenger RNA. Its product is annotated as cytochrome P450 734A1-like. NCBI's taxonomy places the organism in Eukaryota, Viridiplantae, Streptophyta, Magnoliopsida, Rosales, Rosaceae. The coding region runs from base 1 to 1554 and encodes 517 amino acids. Gene Ontology annotation, molecular function: heme binding; monooxygenase activity; iron ion binding. The transcript is spliced from 5 exons. The record is from RefSeq and is a predicted model, not a curated record.
AUGAGUUCUUCAGGAGGACUAGUGAUCAUUAUUUCAAGUUUUCUGUGUCUAUUCUAUUUUGUAGCUCUACUCUUUAAAAUCUUUCACAAAUUAUGGUGGACACCGAAUCGCAUACAGAAGUUGAUGGCUUCACAGGGAAUCAAAGGCCCUUCUUACAAACUUGUCCAUGGAAACACGAAAGAAAUCUCCAACAUGUACAAGGAAGCCAUGAGCAGACCCUUAAGUUUAUCACACAACAUAUUUGCUUAUGUUCAGCCUCAUUUUCAUUCAUGGAGCAAUAUAUAUGGGAAGAAUUAUCUCCAAUGGCUUGGCUCGCGAGCUCAGCUGGUCAUUCGAGAACCUGAGUUGUGUAGGCAGAUACUGAACAACAAAGAUGGAGCUUAUCUGAAAAUACCUCCUGAAAACUUUGUGAAGAAGUUAUUAGGAUAUGGCCUUGUAACAAUAGCUGAAGGACAAAAGUGGUCAAACUUGAGAAAGAUCUCCAACCAUGCCUUCCAUGGAGAGAGCUUAAAAACUAUGAUUCCAGAUAUCAUAGCUUGUGCUGAAAUAAUGCUCAAAAGGUGGGAAAGUCAUGAAGGGAAAGAGAUUGAUGUGGUUGAAGAAUUUAGGUUAUUCACUUCAGAAGUGAUUUCCAGGACAGCAUUUGGUAGCAGCUACUUAGAAGGACAACACAUUUUUGAGAUGUUGAAGAAGUUGGCUUUGAUAUUAUUCAGAAACUCGCUCCAAAUCAAGGUUCCUGGUGUCAGCAAGUUGUUUAAGACAAAUGAUGAAAUCGAAUCAGAGAAACUUGAGAAAGGAAUACAGGACUCUAUAAUAGAGCUUGUUAAGAAAAGAGAACAUAAGGUAACUAGUGGAGAACAAGAUAACUUUGGGAGUGAUUUUCUUGGAUUGCUUUUAAAGGCUCAUCAUAAUGACAAUCUGAACCAGAGGAUUUCGGUGGAUGAUAUAGUUGAUGAUUGCAAGACAUUUUACCUAGCUGGACAAGACACGACUAGUACAUUGCUUACUUGGACUGUUUUUCUCCUAGCACUUAAUACAGAUUGGCAAGAGGAAGCAAGAAAGGAGGUCCUACAGUUAUUUGGAAAACAGAAUCCAAAUCCGGAUGACAUAUCCAAACUUAAAACUAUGAGUAUGAUCCUCAAUGAGUCUCUAAGGUUAUAUCCACCUGCUCUUGCAAUUCCACGGAUUACUGGAAGGGAAGUUAGACUUGGAAAGCUCAUUGUUCCUGCAGAUGUUGAACUGUUGGUCUCAGUUCUAACACUUCAUCAUGAACCUCAAUUUUGGGGACCAGAUGUGCAUCUUUUCAAGCCAGAGAGAUUCUUAGAAGGGGUUGCUAAAGCUACUAACAAUAAUAUAGGCACUUUCAUGCCUUUUGGACUGGGAUCUCGAACUUGUGUGGGCUUGAACUUUGCAACCACUGAAGCUAAGAUUGCCUUGUCAAUGAUUCUACAACGCUACUCCUUCACUCUUUCGCCGGCUUAUAUCCACUCCCCAUGUCAGUCUCUCCUACUUCGGCCACAACAUGGACUUCAAGUAUUGUUACAACCAUUGUGA